CAAGAUUAGAAGAAAAGGAACUGAACAUUGCUGGAGGCUGUCGAAAUCUGCGAUUUCUCUGGCAAACUUAAGAACAUGCCACCCCCAGACUGUACUGCAAAAGUUGUAAUGAUUGGAGACAGUGGAGUUGGAAAAUCCAAGAUCCUUUCAAGUUAUAAUGGAGAAAGGUUCAAUCCCACCUACAUGCAAACACGAGGUGACUUUCGGAAAAAAUUGCGUAGUAAUUUUAGAAGAGCUAUAUGUAACCAUGGCCAUUUGAUGUUUCUUUUUGACAGAGAGACAAAUCAGAAAGUCAAGAGUGCAAGUUGGACGUCGAUCUGUAGAACUGCAAAUAUGGUAAUUAAGGAGAAGUAAGAUUGCAUAGUAAAUUAUCAUGAUAUGAACAACGUCGGCAAAAAUACUUCCGGUAGUCUCCAACUUUACCAAAUAUUUCUUGAUUGAACUUUUGACGCCACUGAUCUGUUUUGUCCCAAACUGAUCGGGCCAAUAAAUUUUUGUUGCUUUAUCAGUUUGAGUUUGCACCAGUGCAGGCUUCUAGCUUUGUAGCCACACUUCAAGAGGUUUUUAUAAUCAUCGUUUGCCCUAAAACAGUUACAUUUUUUGUCUACACUGUGACAGAUAGCUCAACUUUUAGGUGGGGGGGGGGGGGGGGAGGGGGGCUGGAGUGUUUCAGGUGUUGCUGGGGUUGAAGCUCUCGUGCCUCUAUGGUUGGAGGCUAAAUUGUGAGACCGUGAGUUGUUGGCCCAAACCGUGAGAGUUGCAGGGUCUGGAUAUUUAUUCAGGAGGAAUUACUAUUUUACACUGGAAUUACUAUUUUACCUUGUAGCAGAAUUGGAAUUGAAUAAAGAAUUGAAUUGAAUUGAGUUGAAUUGGAAUUGAUAUCCUGUUUUCAAAAACAUGAUUUUCAAAUCUUUAAUGGGAGGGGGUGGGGGGUGGUUGUCAGAAUCUGAAUGUUGCUAAAAUUUGGCUAAACGUCAGAAUCAUUUCUUCCUCAUUAUUGGGUGGGAAUGAGUGCACGUUUCAAGGCAGAGGGUACUAUGGCAUGUCAGUAUUUAUUGUGGAGAGGUACUAUUCUCUGCUCACAGAAUGGUAAUGAAUAUUUCCUAACCAUUAGGGAUACGCCUGGCAAUCCCCUUUGUAGAACAAUAACAGCAGCAUACAUGCGGGAGGAUGUUCAGGUAAUGAAUCAUUUUGUAUUACCGGUAUUUUAAGGCUCAUGUUAGUCCACAAAACAUCAACUGCAUGUUCCAGCCAUACAGGGAAACCUCUAACGUACACUGUAACCAUGUGGAGACUUGAAUUAUUAUAAGAUGCAUUAUAUUGGGUUCCAGGUGUUCCAUUCAUCCCAGAGAAGUCAAUCGAUAAAAAAAAUUGGUAUUGACAAGAAAUGGUAGCAAUCAAUUAAGAGAUUUUUGAUUGAUAACAGAAAUCAGUGAAAAUUGCAUGAUAAACUAAAUUGCUGUGUCACAUCGAUAUUAGCGAUUUUCAUGAAACAAGAAAAUGAGAAAUGUGGAAACUAUUACACAUACAAGUUUCUCUCUAAAACCCUUUAUUUUGUACAUAAAUCACAAUUAGUUCUCACCUUACAAGAUUUCCUAGCCUGAAUCUCGGACAUCCCUUCGAGUCGAAAGGAUGGUUAUCAAUCGAUAAAACAUUAGUUGGUUGCCACUAAUUUUUGUCGAUACCGAUUUUUAUCGAUAUUGAUUACCUUGAGAUGUAACUACACCCAAAACUGCACCGAUGUUAUUAGUCUCACUCGCAUAAGCAGCCAGACUUAUAAUCUGCAGGUCGUUUCUUUUCCUUCGUAUUUAGUACACAAAGCGACGGUUGUGGUCCCAGGUUUCCAAGUGGUGACUGUGGAAACUGGGAAUAAGAAUCGUGAUGACUUUCAUGGUAUGCAAAUGAGACUGGUGAUGCAUGAGCAUGUGGUUUAUUUUUGGUGAUCAUUGAGGUGAUGUGUGUAGUUCAUCACGUUCUAGUAUGGAUUUUUGGCAAUGAUGUAAUUUCCUCUGAAUCACCCUUGAUUUUUUGUGUAUUCAUACACACGUAGUCGGACGUAAAAAUAUUAUACCGGAGGAAAUCCUGUUUCAUGCUGUAUUGAGGCAUUACGUUUCUCACAAUAGACACAAUUACUUGAACUCUGCAAUUAAAUAGAUUCGACAUUGUAGAUUCGCUUUGUUGUAUGUAUUUAAUUGAUAGAUUUUCGCAGUUUUUAAGAUGUGAAGUCGCAUUGCACUUUAUAAAUACUUGAGAUAUCAAUGAUUUUUAACCUUCAACCUCUAGACGCAACUGCGACUACUCAUCUGACAUUACGUAUGUGUCAUAGAUGUGUUUAUAAGUGUAGAAUUGUACUUGACUGUCACACAGUUUACUGCAACACUUCAUCGGGCAAUGGAAACUGGCUAGUCUACAAAUUGAACUAGUCUAUUUGUUUUCGAAGUUCUCUAGUAUGGAAAAUGUGUAUUUGUUUUUCAUACUGAUGUCUUCAUUGAUGUUUCCUUGAUAUCAUACAGCUGUAGAUUUGCAAGGUCUCGAUCGUUGCCUCCCGGUAUUGCCUUUGAUUGUGGAAUAUUGUUGAAAUUACAGCAUUAUUGCCUGGACAUCAUUGGAAAUUUUCACUUUAGAUUUAUAAACUGUAACGACUGAACUAUAAUCUUUUCCCGGUUUUUAGUUGAGUCUGACUAUUGUAUGUACCAUAAGGCAGUCAGUAGUUACUGUAACCAAUGCCUAGCUGCACACUCAGGCUCCUGAAGAAUUUAUUUCCUCCUCAUUUCUUAUCUAAUCUCCAAGCAACCUCGAGUUAACACUUUAAGACUGCCUUGUUUCUUAUCUAAUCUCCAAGCAAGCAAGACUUACUUGAUAAAUGCUUUUUAGGGAAAGUUCAUUUAAUAUGACAAGGGGGCGGGGGGGAUGAAGAUAUUGAAACUCGAAGCUUGAAAUUUUAGCAGCCCCCCUCGCUAGCAGUUCAAUUUUUAGAGCCCCCUCCUUGGUAGUCAAAAAAAUUUCAGAGCCCCCCCCCUCUCCUCCUUCAAUUCCUUUGUUCCCUGAAAAAAGAUCGCUAGACUGUAUUAAAUAUAUUUACCGUUAUUGUCUUCAAUUGUUUAUACUAUGACAAACUUGAGGUACAGUUGUGAUACAAUUCUCUAAAGCAUUUUGGGAUGAACAAGAGUGUAAUAAUUACUGAGACUACAUUUGUUAUAUCUGUAAACCACGUGAUAUAGCUGAGUUGCACAGGUCAUUAAAUUGUUGAGUUGAAAACCAUCCGAUCUGUAUGAUGAUGUCAUGUGUUGGUUUUGAAGUAUACAAAUUUUCGGAGCCCCCCCUCCUAGCGCAACAAUUUUUUCAGAGCCCCCCAUUCGGGUGUCUAAAAAUUUUCAGAGCCCCCCCUCAAUAUCUUCAUCCCCCCCUUGUCAUAUUAAAUGAACUUUCCCUUAGAGCAUUUCUUGUUUUGAAAGGGUGGUUAAGGUCUAAAUCUUAAAAAAACUGGGCGCUUACAAACCUGGCCAGUAUUAGAUAUCAGAAGAUUUUAAAUUUGUCAUUCAUAUUGUUUAAAAACACACAUUGAUUCCUUUCUGAUACUAAAUUUCUUUGUAUUAUUUGAAUCUUUAGGGAGUGAUAAUUGUGUUUGAUGUUACCAAGGAUGAAACUUAUUAUAAUGUACAACAUUGGCUUAAAACUGUAAAUCAGGUAAGUGCUGACAGAUGAGUAAUAUUAAAAUAAUACCAUCCAAAAGUUAUUGUCUGAAAUGUUAGCCAUCUCAUCCUCUUAACCCAGGGCAGUGGGGGGGCGGAGUUGUGGCCCAGGGGAGAGAGACAUCUGAAACUCGAGGAUUAUAGUGCUGUCCGUUGACAUCAUCUACAUCUCUGAAUUUAUGGCAGGUUCUGAUUUUUAUUUCUGAGUUAGAAAACCUUUUAUUUAUUUAUUUAAUUUAUUAUUAUUAUUAUUAUUAUUAUUAUUAUUAUUAUAAACAAUAUUAUUUUAUUGCAACAUUUGCUCUUAAAGAGCCUAAAGGGGCCUCAUCUUGAGAGCUUAAUUAUGCUGUUGACUUUCAAUAUUUUAAAAAUACAAAUGCACGUGCAAGAUCAAACACGCACACUCAUGAAAAAGCAAAAGAAUAAAAAGAAAAAACAAAACAAAAAAUAAAAUAAAUAGAUAUUAAAAAAACACACACAGCAACUAACAGGAACGAUUUAAUGGCAAAAUAAAAGACUGGGCAAGCUGAAACAACCUAAUGUUAAUUUGAAAAUCAGCAGUAGAAAUACCAUUUAAUAGCCAAUCGAUUUUUUUCUUAUCUGAAGCACAAUGCCAUCUAUAUCCAAGUAAUUGUGCAAGGGAGGUAAACAACUUUUCACGCAUGAGAGCAGCAAAACUUGGGCAGUAUAGGAAAUAAUGUUUCACAUCUUUAGUAGAUGAAUCGCAAAGAGCACAGGCAUAUAAAGGACAGCAAUUUUUCUUAAAAAGGUGAUAAUUUAAGGCACUAAAAUUAAGUCUCAAACAAGUGUGAAAAAUUGACCCUGAGCAAUCCCCAAUAUAAAAAAAAGAUAGAUGCGGGAUGGAAAAUGCAUGAAUUUUAAAAGGUUGUGCUUGAAGAUACCUGGAGAAGACAAUUGUGUCUCUAAUGGAAGACUGUUCCACUCUUGAAUUGAUGAAAAGAGAAAAGAUUUUUUGUGCCUUUCAGUACAAACGAAGGGUAAGCAGAGAUUAUCGGCAGAACGGAGACUAUAACUAGAUCUUGCAGAAACAAAAUAAGGACAUAAAUCGCAUUAAGGUGGGGCUAGCUUAAAUUAUAUACCAUUUUGUACAUCAAACUGAGUUUAUGAUUUUUUCUUCUAACACUAAGUUCGACCCAAGAUAAGUUUAUUUAAUAUAGAUAUCCUGUUUGUCCCUUUUAAAGCACCGGUUACAACUGUUGCGCUCUCUAUUUGUAAGCUUUCUAAAAAAUAUAUAUACCAUCAGAUUCAGAACAUCCAUCCCAAACCACAUCAGCAUAUUCUAAGGAUGAACACACCAAGGAUUUGAAUAAAACUUCAAGUGUAUGAUGGCUCAAUUGUAUUUCAAUGGCUUUAGGAGGUUUAAUUUUUUGGAAGAUUUCUGAUGAGUUUUUAAUAUACAGUCGAACCUCUCUAAUACGGACACUGAAGGGACAGAGCAAAGUGUCCGUAUUAGAGAGGUGUCCAUUGUAUAGAGGUCAUGAAUAUUACGUCACUUUAAAGGCUCCAUUGAUGGUAUGGUAUUUUUAAGUCAAAAUUGGCCCAAAAAAGGCUUUGAGGUGCAUUUGAAUUGUUUAAUGGACAGUGCAAAUCAUUGCAAUACAAGCUGUACAAUUCCAAAAACAUAUGGCAAACUAUAAUACAGUUUCCGAACAGUAACAUAAUAGAACAGUAACAAGUGUAGCGAACACUAACAGGUAGAAAAAGGAAAGCAACAACUGGAGAGUCUUCAAAGAAUAAGAAAUCUUGAUGAUAAAUGGCAAUGACAUGUCGAUAGUAUAAUUUUUACCGAUUGAAAACAUGAUACUCUUAUCGUAUGAACAAUGAGACAAUUGAUUGCACUCUGAUAUGUAACGACAAACAGGAAAUCGUGUUGAAUUAAAGAACUGUCAUCAUUGAAGUGUCCGUAAUGAAGAGGUUCAGUUUGUAUGAAUUUUCUCUCUGGGGCCGAGAUUUCGUGUCCGUUGUCCGUAUUAUAGAGGGUCCGUAUUAUAGAGGUUAUUUUGACAAAGAAUGUAUAGGCAUUUUCCCGGGACCAAGUGAACUGUCCGUAUUAGAGAGGUGUCCGUAUUAGAGAGGUGUCCGUAAGGAGAGGUUCGACUGUAUGUGCUCGCCAAGAUAAGUUAGAAGACAAGGUUAAACUAAGAUGUUCAUAAACUGUCACAUCCUCAAUAAUACUAUUGUUCAAAACCAAAGGGGUUGCAAAUUAAAGGCUUGUCUCUUUUUGCCAAGUCUUAGAUUCAUUCAUAGUCACCAACCACCGUUUAGCCCAAUCGGAUAUUAAUUUUGAUGUCAAGUCAUGAUUAGAAGCGCAAUCACUAGGAGACUGAACUUUUUCCAGCAAAAAACGAUCAUCAGCAAAUAAAAAAACAGCGAGAAGAGAUCGUGACUGGUAGGUCAUUAAUGUAAAUGAAAAACAAUAAUGGACCUAAGACCGAUCCCUGGGGGACACCAGCCUUGAUAUUAUGCCAACCAGAAUUAUGCACUCCUUCGAUUAUCUCUCUUUGUUUACAACAAGAAAGAUAACUUAUAAACCAGUUUAACAAAUUCCCCUCAACUCCAAUGCUUCUUAACUUGGCUAUCAGACUGCGAUACCACACGAUCACGCUUUCGAACAGCUUUACAGAUCUGACCAGUCAUUCAUGGUUUGUUGCGAAGUCAACAGAUGUCGGGUAUGAAAGACUCAACUGUACUUAACAAUAUAGAAAAAAAUCUUUGAUAAAUGACAACAAUAUCAAAGAGCGAAGCAUCAAAAACAUCAUUCCAAUCUGCAUUUGAUAAAGUGCCAUUUAAUCCAUCGAGAUCAAUAUCAUCAAAAUUGCGGAUCUCUCUGGUGAAAGAUUUGGGCUUUUGUUUGCGACAAUUUAAAUUUGCAUAGGUAAUACAGUGAUAACAGUUGGCUGUUGGCUUAGAGUUCCAGAAGAAACAAAAAAGCCAGGCGAGUCUGAUAUUAUAAGGUCAAGAAUGGACUUCCCAGACCGAGUAAAGACUCAAAAAAGGCGUUUCCUCAUUUGCUGAUUGAUUGGGUGGACGAUAACAAACUUCGCAAAGAAAAACAAAAUUCUUGACACUGCAUUGAACCUAUUUAGAGGAGUUCUAGCCCAUCAGAGUAUUCAAACUCAACACGUCUUUUAACUGCAAUGUGACCCUAUCUUUCCUCGAGGGUAAACUAUAACCAGGAAUGAGAAUAUAGAGUCAUUAGAUAAGCUAGAAUUCAACCACGUUUCUGAAAGUGCCAAAACAUCAAAUCCAUACGAACAAGCCAAAAGAGAAAUUUCACUCAGCUUAUCAUUAACAUUAAAUGAGCGAUUGAAAAGUUGAUACUGUUGGGCCCAGGAUUAGGAUGAACUGAACCUGACGCCAAUAAUAGAAUACUAAGGCUCAACAUUUAAACCAAAAGAAUAACAAGGAAGGAAUAAAAUUGGGAGCAAAAUAACAAUGCGACACAAAGUGUCGAUUAAAAAGCCCAAUUGCUGCCCUGUACUGAUCUAGACUAACCUCCAUCAAUAAAAAUAAUGCAUUUUAAAGAGCUUACCUCCCGCUGCACAAAACACAUAGCAACCAAAGGACUGAAUACUAUACGUAAUAAACAUCGUACAUUGAAACCUGUAUUAAGCGGACACCCUCUAAUAAGCAGAUAGUAGCCGAAGUCCCCAAAUUUAUUUUCCUUAUUUACUUUAAAUGAAACCUUCAUUAAGCGGAAACCUCCAUUAAGCAUACUCAGACACCUACAUGUAAAAGUACCUGAAAUGGUCAUUUCUAUUGUUGCAACAGGUGUAUUAAACGGACACUUGUGAUUAAAUUCCACCACCCAACUUGCCAGACACCAGAAAUGGGAAAGAUUGCCACCCACAAAUGAAAGGGAAUUUGAAACACACUUCUGGUAAUUCGUUGAGUUCACUGGGUGCCCAGAACAAGGAUAUUGACAUUGCUUCACAAACGUUAUUACUGGUAACUGAGGUUAAAUAAUGUCUGUGACAUAUGCAGGCUACAUGGUCUAGGCAAAAAGAAAAGAGGGAAAACCUCUAUUGUUCAAGCUAUUUCUAAGGUCACAUUUCACACUAUCACGAGCUUAUGAUCGAGUUGUGUUUAAACCUGUUUCAAACUUGAAAAGUUGAAUGAUCCUGUACACUAAUUCUGGAGGCUUUUCUGUCAAGUUUUACAGCACACAAAACACAGAACACCUCACACAUAUGCAUGCUGCUGUUCAUGGUUCCGUCCAUGACUCGUGGCUGCCAUCUUGCUAAGAAAUCGAAAUUUAUGCAAAAAUGCCUAAAUUAUAAGUAGCUAACGUCACUGGGCAACAUUAUAUGAUUCUUGGAAUUCAGGUGACUCUCUUUCCUAUGCCCCCCAUGGGUUAGGGGUGGAGACACCUGACAUAUCUGUCUACAAAAACUUAUUUUGAUUUCAUUUUGAUCUGGCUUGGACUGCAGAUGGUGUAUUGGCUAACUACAAUGUGCAUGAGUAUUUUUUUUUAAGUCAGUCAUUACUAAGCAUAUGAACAACUGUUAACCUUUAAAAUGUUGCAUGUAAAAGUUAGAGUACAUAAUUUUUUUUUUUUUUGCCUUUAAACUAUGCAUCAUGACUCACUUUUGUUCUCAUAGUACGCAACAAGAACAAGCAAGUAUAGAACCCCUUUGUUUCAAUUGACUAUUGAAAAACAAUUCACUCCUUUGUACAAACAGGAGUAGUUAACCUGCUGAACAGGUGCUAUUUCUUCAUUUUUUUUUCAGGCGAGCACGAGGCAGGCAUGCAUGUCCAGAGUGCAAGAAAACAUGAGCACAUGCAACAGAUCACAGGAAGGCACCUCAGUCCACUGUUGCUUGUGUCUUGCACUCCAUGUCCGCCUGGUGCUUACCUGAAAAACUUGAAAAAAAAGCGCCUAUUCUGCAGGCUACCCAGGAUUUUUCAUUUUUUUGUCCACAAAUCAGUAAGGACAGAAAUAGAUGAUUAAAUAAUUUGAAAGUUACGUAACAUGUACUGGAAUCCCAACUGGCCAGUAACAAAACAUGGCACUUAACAAGCAUGGCAAUGGAGUUGAACUCUGGACUUGGAGAAAUCCAGUGAACUGUGGAUUCUAGGCCUUCAGAUUGCAAAUCCAGCACUCUUAAACCACCCAGCCAGACCACCCGUAUCUGUUCAAAAUGUUCAGUAAAAUAACACUUAUUUUGUUCAGUAAAAUGGUGGAAAAAUUGCCUCAUAGCAUUCGACAAAUUGACUGAAAUUAUUUCAUGAUGACACGCAGCUGAGUUUCUUGACUCUAGCGGAUCAUUGGUGAUUACCAGUUAAAAUAAUCAAUAAUUCAAUGAUCUGUAUUAGUAUUCUGCCAGUUUUGAAAGUAAAACUCUUCCAAUAAUUUUUUUUAGUAUGCUGCUGGAAGAGAGCAUGAAAAUUGCAAUUUUGUAUUUGUUGGAAAUAAAAAUGAUGACAAGCUAGGGAGGAAAGUACAAAUUGAAUCUGGAGAGCAGGUAUUUUUUCCAAAAGCCUAAUUUUGUUCUAUUUAGUAAGGAAUAAGAGUGAUAUUCUGGUUUUGCUAAACCUUUUCUCUGUACAAGACAUACACACGCAUAUUUUUUGAGGGGAGGGGGGUUGAGGGAAUUAGUGUACUUUGCUCAUACUGCUCGUUAUAGUGGAAGGAUCGUGUUCAAAAGAACCACAAUCUGAUUUGCAGAUUGGCUGUUGAGGUCUACUGAAAGGGAUAAAAACAGUUAUUAAUGCAAAGCAGCCAUCUUGAAGUCAAAACUUCCCACUUGGCCAAUUACAAACAUGUAUUAGGUCACGCACAUCAAAAGUACCGGUAUUGUUUUCCUGAAUUUGUUCAUUGUUGGAUUCAAUUGUUGUAAAAAUUCUGUAUUUCUUUGGAAACUGAACUAGCCAGAGUCCGAGACGACUGCUUUCUUAGUAAGUUAGUGGAAAAACGCUUUUUCUCCCUGCCUUUCUCAACCGACCUUGAAGUUGUUCUUCUUGGCCCUCUUUACCAGAUUUCUUCUUCUCUUUGUUGUGCCUUUAAUUACAGGCUGUAAAUUGUUUUGUUAGAUUCUCUUUAAAGCGUGAUGAGAUAAGACCAUUGAGAAAGAUUUGAGAUAGUUCGUUCAUAGGUCAGUAAAGCUAGUUCCAUAGCUUGCAACUUGUUUCAAGAAGAGGAUAAGUCUAGGUGCAAAGUAUGCAAGUACUUGAAAAAGAAUUGUAAAUGAUGUUGAUGACAUUAUCCAGAUCCAUUUGAUUGUUUGUCUUCUUAACCUUUUUCUACAGUUAGCGAAACAACAUAGUGGAGUGUAUGUUGAUACAAGUGCGAAGACAAAAGAAAAUAUACAUAAGGUAAAAAAAAAAAGAGGGUGGUUAGAAAGGUGUUUGACUGAUACUUUAGACUGUAUUGGCUCGCGAUUUUAGGUGGUGUCUUACGGGAGGUUCGACUGUUAUGGCAUACAAUAGGUGCUCACAAUAUUUCGACUGUGAUUUCUUUUUUAAAGCUCUAGCUGUAGACAUUUAUCCACGCGGAAAGACGCUAUUUUUUCUUUGUAAAGCAAAGGAAAUAGAAAGCGUAGCACAUAUUUAGGCUACAUUGGUUCUGGAGAAUUUGGGUAGAAUUUUUAGAAUACACAUGCAUCAACUAUCUUGACAACAAGAGACCAUUGGGCUAUCUUUUUUUCUUAAACACAACGACAACAAGAUGAUGCAGUAAAUUAAACGUCCUACAGUUCUUUAUUUUGUUUAACUUGAGGUGACGAAGUACCACCCUUCUAAAAUCGUGAAAUAAAUCUGUUUCGAAGAAAAUCGUCUUCCUUGGAGACCUGAGUACACAUCGUUUCUGGUUUUCAACGUUCUAUCUUCUAAACCAACAAUAUUUACUGGUAUUAAAAAUCGAAUCUUUAUUUCUGUCGACUUAUUCCGCGACUUAUUUUUCGCACCUACAUAACUUUUGUACGGCCUUAUAAUUUCAAAUCGCGGAAAUCCGGCAAUGCUAAACUCUAGCUGAACCUAGUUGAUUUUGGGAUAGUAAUCAAGAUGCUUCUUUCGACGACAUUUUAGAAAAGGUCCCUUAGAGGUACCGGGAAACUUAAAAGAUAGCCGUUUUGGAUUUUAUCACCCUCUCUCAGUUUAAAGAGGAAUCCGUAACUUCCGUCGUCCUAACCAGGGACCAGGCUCCGCAGUUGGGAAAUUAAAAAGGCGAAGAAAAUCGGAGAGGGCGAAAGCCGAGCGGUAGUCUGAGGAGGGGAUUGUCCCCUUCUGCAGUCCACCACUCGAUUAGCGUCGCUCGCUGAUUUUGCUGUUUCAUCCCGUUUUUGCCUUUUCCCCCCACUACGGAGCCUGGUGCCAGGCUACCGUCUUCCUUUUAAGCUGGCUGGCAGGCUAUUUAACAAGGGGAAUCACUGCCUGCGGGCGUAUUAUUUAUUCAGGUUUUAUAAGGUACAUCACCUAACUCUUACUCCUUUCGUAUGAACCUUAUUUUCUAUUAACUCCUUUUUCACAGAUAUUCCAAACAAUGGCAGAAUUAAUAUUGGGUGAAACUGGAGAACAGGUGAGAAAUAGUGUAUUUUUACUGUUUCGUUAUCCUUUUUACGGGUAAAUUCCAAAGAAAUCUACGUGUUCUCUGUUAGUGUUGUCGAAGAUGAUUGAUGGGCAAGAACAUUUCUCUUACAAUACCCGUAAACUGCUACUUAUAAACCCUUUGCUUAAACAUCUUUGCAAGGGGUUUUAAGAGUGCUUACAAAGGGACAGGCUUACAACAGGAAUAGAAAAAGGGCUUUGAAAUGAGCUAUGACAGUGCUGAUCAAAAUGUGCAGGCGUGUGUGGCCUAGAGGUUAACACCUCGAACUCCGGAUCUGGAGGUCCGGUGUUCAAGCCUCGCCCGUCGCGUUGUUUCCUUAGACAAGGAACUUUACUCCACUAGCACUCUACUUUGUCUCUCUUCACCCAGGUGCAUAAAUGGGUACCAGCAACAUACUGCUGAGGGGUACCCCUGCGAUGGACUAACAUCCCGUCCAGGGGGGAGUAGCAAUACCCCUAGGUACUUCGUACUAGGGAAACCGGGAUAAGCUCUGGCCGUUUUGGCCUUUGGAUUGUGUCCGCCUUUAUUUUUUACCUAGCGCUGAUCAAGAUACGUUAUGCAUUUACUGGUUUUUAAUUAAGGAUUAAAACGUCAUAAUAAAUCGAAUUCAUUUCAAUACAUUUUUAGAACACAAUUAGAGGAGGGGGGCUUAUAAUCGGAUGUAUUUUUUUUGUUUAUGGGGUGCUUAUUAAGUGGCGGGGGGGGGGGGUGUAGGACGGCUUGUGAGCGGUAGUUUACGGUAUAUACAGUCAACUCUCGCCUUGCGGACACCCCGCAAUAACAGACUCCCCGAUAAUACGGACAGUAGCUAAAAUCCCAGCCAAAAAUAAAUUACAGACGUUUGACUGAAAUAAACUCCCGCUAUUACGGACACUAGCUAAUGAGGACACUAACUCGAGGUCCCUACAGUCUCCGCUAUAAAGGGAAUUGACUGUAUUCGGAUAUUCGUUGCACUCAUUGACAGUAGACGAGCGUGUGGGAGGUGCCUGCGACAGCAAGCCGAGGCUGGUGGGUUUUAAAAGUGGACAUACUUUAAUAGCGAAUAAUUUAACAAAUGGCUCGUUGAAUAGGGAGCAGAGAACUUCGAGAUCGAGUGUAACGUGUUGAGCAAUGCAAGCGAAAUAACCGUAUUUCAACAAGGGCGCUGAAAAGUCCCCUGAAAAGGCCCGGCCGGCGAGGCUAUGCAACCACUUCAAAUGAUUAAAACGAAAGCCUGCUGAACUCUUGUUAAAAGUUACAUGAUCAUGUAACGGCCUUUAACCACGUCCCAACUUACAAGUUUUCCUUGCGGGAAUGGCACCUGUUAUUAGUAAUUUCCUACGAUUAAGGCAUACCGUAAACUACCUCUCAUAAGCCCUGGGCUUUCACAUCUUCGUAAGGGGGUUUUAGGAGGGCUUAUAUCCGAGGGGGCUUAUUACUGGAAUAGUAAAAUGAAUAAAUUUUCAAGAAGGCCUCGGAGUCGCCCCGUGCAAGGGAAUAUGGAUUUCUGGAAGCGGAGGAAUUCUUGCUUUUGGAAUCGGGAAUCCGGGAAAAUUUUUUCAUGUGGAGUCCGGAAUCGUGGGCUUUACUGAGAACCCGGAAUACAGCUCAAUGAAUCUGGAACCCCACUAACGAUUGGACUUGAACCCGGAAUCCAAGUUCCACUGACAGAGAAUCCGGAAUCCACUGCGUGUAAUCCAGAAUCCAGGACUAUCUUGGAUUCCCUUAUAUUAUAUGGAAUGCCUCGGAGCGAAGGAAACCUAUAUCUAGAAAAAGACGUCUUCAGAGGCGUCAUCCUUAUGACAGACUUUUUUAAAACUAAGGGGAAUUUCAGCAUGACCUGCUUACAGAGGAAGUGUUACUCGUCUUUUCCUCUCAUCUUCGCCUCUUACACUUUGAUGUUUUUGUGUUUUUAUUUUGCAGCCUAAUACACCCAAUGGAAGUAAUGAUGGUGAUGUGGACGGUGAAGGACAAAACAAACCAUUUCCAUGUACUGUUUUAUGAUGAAACUCGUUUUAAUAUAUCUUAAAUUCGCCAAUCCAUUGUUUUGAACUGACUAUUAAUAAUUAUUUUCAGUGACCACAAUAAUGAGCUGCUGGUUCCAAAACAAUGAAAAACUGCAGUAAAAUCGGAUAAUGCCUACGCUCCUCGUCUAUCUCAGUGAAAAAUAUCGACUUCGCACUACGCGCUCGGUCAUCGUGGUUAACAAGGCUUGAAGCUCAGGCAGUAUCCUAUAUAAAAAAAAAAGAUAUUUUGGGUCAAUUUAGGUUUCUGGGAAACUGCUCACCUACCCCUCCCCUAAGCUAACAUUACACUUACUUCUCACUUUGGGCAAAAUGAUGGCUUAGGGGAGGAGGAGCUGGGCAGUUUCCCGGAAAUCUAAAUUGAUCCGAUAUUUUCAAUGUUAAAAGACAAUAGAUCAAUUUAUCCGAUCCUCAAGUGA
Porites lobata is the source of this 13681-nucleotide messenger RNA. NCBI's taxonomy places the organism in Eukaryota, Metazoa, Cnidaria, Anthozoa, Scleractinia, Poritidae. The record is from the annotation of a GenBank genome assembly.